ACAUUUUGUUUGGAUAAAAUUGGGUGGGAGCUUCUGAUCCAGACACAAGACUCGAUGAAGAUGAGUUGCUUGAAAGGGACAACCAUCUCAUUCUCAUGCCUCAAACUCGCUUUCCCUUCUUACCCUUCUUCCUUCCAGAAUCUUCCAUUUCGCCGCACCAUCAAGCCUCUCUCCGCCGCCCUCCAAACAUCUCCCGCCACUUCACCAUCAACCACCAAGGCCGAGGACCAAGUUGCGAGGUCUCACUGGAAGGCCGCAAUAGACUUCAAGUGGAUAAAGGAUAACAAGGAAGCCGUUGCUGCCAACAUUCGCAACCGUAACUCCGAUGCUGAUUUGGAACUCGUCCUUCAACUCUAUGACCACUUCUUCAAUCUUCAGAAGGAAGUUGAGAGAGUGCGCGGAGAAAGAAAUGCGGUAGCAAACAAGAUGAAAGGGAAAAUGGAACAAUCUCAGCGUCAAAGACUAAUUGAGGAAGGAAAGAAUUUGAAGGAAGGACUCAUUGCUUUGGAAGAAGACCUGCUCAAGCUUAACGACAAACUUCAACUCGAAGCGCAGCGUAUACCAAACAUGACUCAUCCAAAUGUUCCAAUAGGUGGAGAGGAUAGUUCUAUGACAAGGAAGCUGGUUGGCAGUGCUCCAGAAUUUAGUUUCCCUGUCAAGGAUCAUCUUGAACUAGGAAAGGAACUUUGCCUUUUCGAUUUCGACACAGCUGCAGAGGUCAGUGGGUCAAAGUUCUACUACUUGAAAAAUGAUGCAGUUUUGUUAGAGAUGGCCCUUGUGAAUUGGACGCUCUCAGAAGUGAUGAAGAGAGGCUUUACUCCAUUAACAACGCCUGAACUUGUACGGUCCUCUGUUGUUGAAAAAUGUGGCUUCCAACCUCGUGGAAACAAUACACAGGUUUAUUCCAUAGAAGAUAGUGACCAAUGCCUCAUCGGCACUGCAGAGAUACCUGUUGGGGGUCUUCAUAUGGAUUCUAUACUUGCUGAAACUUUGUUACCCCUGAAAUAUGUAGCAUUUUCUCAUUGCUUCCGUACUGAGGCUGGUGCUGCCGGCAGUGCAACAAGGGGUCUUUAUCGAGUUCACCAGUUCAGCAAGGUUGAAAUGUUUAUUUUCUGCCGCCCAGAAGAGAGUGAACAUUAUCAUGAAGAGCUUAUUAAAAUUGAAGAAGACAUGUUCUCAUCCCUUGGGUUACAUUUUAAAACUUUAGAUAUGGCUUCCGAAGAUUUAGGUGCACCUGCUUACCGUAAAUUUGAUGUGGAGGCAUGGAUGCCUGGCUUAGAACGGUUUGGCGAGAUUUCAAGUGCAUCAAAUUGCACAGACUAUCAGAGUCGUAGGUUGGGAAUCCGGUAUCGCCCGUCGGAAGCACCGGUUGCAAGCCCAAAAAGUUCUAAAGGCAAUCUGGCUCCACCACUGUUUGUUCACACGCUAAAUGCAACAGCUUGUGCAGUGCCACGGAUGAUAAUAUGCUUGCUUGAGAAUUACCAGCAAGAAGAUGGAUCCAUCCUUAUCCCCGAGCCUUUGAGGCCCUUCAUGGGUGGGCGCAGUGUUAUCUCUAGAAAAUUGUGAUACAAGGGAUCGCAGCCUUUGCAUCAUUUGAAGGACUUUUGCUGUUGCGGCUUUAGAUUGUGGUGGUAGAUGAGUUCAAUCAACUUUAUCUAUGGAAGUUGGCAAAAAUUAAGUGGUUGCCUGGUUGGUUCCUGAUACGUAUGAAACUUAGUGAUAUAUCUGUGAAAUAUAAUUUUUUGUUUAGUGUAGGCACAUAUAUUUCAACACUAUUGCAUACUAAAAAAUUAUCAAUGACAACAAUAGUCCUGAUACAUUGAUCUAACCCCCUUUUUCUAUUUAAUUUAAAGAGUUCAGGGUUUUUUUUCUCU
Molecule: messenger RNA, 1874 nt
Organism: Arachis duranensis
Lineage: Eukaryota; Viridiplantae; Streptophyta; Magnoliopsida; Fabales; Fabaceae
Product: serine--tRNA ligase, chloroplastic/mitochondrial
Exons: 9
Coding region: 55-1566 (503 amino acids)
Biological process (GO): mitochondrial seryl-tRNA aminoacylation
Cellular component (GO): mitochondrion
Molecular function (GO): ATP binding; serine-tRNA ligase activity; tRNA binding
Source: RefSeq, a predicted model, not a curated record